AUGGCAUCGAGGUGGCCUCGCCUUUUGGCGUUCCUCGUCUGCCUUUUCCUAUGUCUUCAGCUCACAGAUGCACGCCGGUCCGAUCUCGUUCGGAGGCAACAAGAUGCUUCGCCCGAACGCACACAAGCCCUUACGACAGAAGCGCCAGCCGUAGAACCCACGGGUGCGGCUACAGGAGACCCCGAGGAGGAUGAGAAGCCUACUAGGACUACUACGUCGUCGAGGUCAGCGACAACCUCUGUCGAGACAUCGGUGCCAACCAUGAUAGACGACGACAGCGUCGACCAGGGCGACGACGAUGUCUUUGCUCCUAUCCCCGAGGGCGAGUUACCGCUUCCGCCGAGAAUCACUCCCGCAUAUGGUCUUGCGGGAGUUCUUCUCCUCAUCUCUGGUCUGGUGCUUGCCACAAUCGGUAUCAAGAACAAGUGGCUGCAGACUUUCUUAUCCGUGACCUUUCUCGGCAACCUCGCCACCACCGUGCUCAUCAUCUAUGUCAUGUCAGUGCCUGUCAGUGACGCCAUUCAAGGCGCAUAUCUCGUCGCCGUCGUCCUGACGGGCGUCAUCCUCGGUGCCGGCGCCACCAUCUUCAAAGAGCUCACGGAAGGUCUCGGCUGCAUCCUCGGCGGCUUUUGCGUGGCCAUGUGGAUCCUCACCCUCGUUCCCGGUGGGUUGCUGCCGCAGGUCAUCCCCAAGGUAGCCUUCAUCGCUGCCCUGUCCGUGGGAUCGUUCGGUCUCUAUCUGAGCCACUACACCCGCGAUUACUCCCACAUCUUCCUUCUCGCCUUCUCCGGCGCCACCUUCGCGGUGCUCGGCCUCGACUGCUUCAGCCGAGCGGGUCUCAAAGAGUUCUGGGCCUACGUAUGGAGUCUCAACGACGACUUGUUCCCGUUUAACGCCGAAACGUACCCCGUCACCAAGGGUAUCCGCGUCGAGGCGGCCGCCAUCGCCGCCGAGAAGGCCGAAGACGAGCGUAAUCUCCAAGCCGAAGAAGAGGAAAUCGGCCGACAGGUCGAGGCCGCCACCGCGCGGGACAGGAGGGCUUGGGAGCGCGUCUACGGAGACGGCGACGGCCAGACUGUCGGCUCUAGCCGCUCAAGCUCGCGCGAACUCGAAAACGAGAAAGAGAUGCACGUCACCACCACCACGGCGGCGGUGCCCAUCUCCUCGAGCUCUUCCGAAAUCGCUGCCGGCGAGGGCGAGACCCCGAAGUCCCACCCAAGCGCCGUUCGAGACGCCGAGGAGAUGGCCUGGGCCCCGAGCACAGGGGCGCAGGUCGCAACCCCUCCCGUCAGGGAUAGCUCCGUCCGCGCUUCCCGCGCCAUGAUGAUGACCCCGCAGCCGGACGUCGUACCCCUCCCGUUCCAGGUGACCGAAGAAGAGGCCGCCGCCGAGAACGAAGCGGACCGCCACACCGCGGGCGAUGCCCGUUCGUCGAUUGCCGGCACUUUUGCCGACGAGGACGAUGGUUCGCGUAGCAAACGCGGCUCGCUCGCCAGGCGUCUCUCCCAGAGGUCGACCAACCUGUUGCACGGGCUCUCGCACAGGGCGGAGAGGACCUUGAGCGGUAGGGUGGCCACCGCCCGCGCGAGCCAGGAGGAGCUGGUGGUCAAGCGGGUUUCGGUAGCGCGCACGGAAGACGAGGACGACGGGUCCGUCGCCGCGACGGUCGACGACGAGAGCGUCGACGAUGAGCGGAGCACCGUGAGAGGCGAGGUUGGCGAGGAUAUUGAGAUUAAUGCCGAGCUCGCCCACAAGAGGGCGGAGGAGAGCGCGGUGGAGGAUGGCAAGACCAAGGACGACGCGCCCGGCGAAAACGAGCAUCAAGAGUCGCCCGAGGCUGCCGCCGCCAAGUCCAACGGGGAAGAAACGCCCGAGCUCGUCCCCGAGGAGGCCAAUGCCGCUGCGCUCGUGCUCGACGAAGCAGCAGCCGCGAGCACCGCCCCCUCGAAGAAGGGCCCGUCCAUCUCGUCCAAGACCUCCUCGCAACCCGCCGCCCUGACCAAGGAUGCGCUCCCCGACCCAUUAUCCCGCACGGCUCUGAAAUACCGCACAAACGAAGUAUACCCCGCGGAAGAGACUGCGAAAGCGGAGAGCGCCGCGCCAGUCAACGUCGAGGAGCUGCAGCAAACGGCGGAGAACGGCGCCCCGAAGCCCGCUCAGAUUAUCCGCCCGGCGGCUGCUGCCUCCGUCGUUCCUGCGGCGGCUACUUCUGCACAAACGUACGGUCGCUCCAUCUCCCGCUCCGAGUCGAGGCUUUCCACGCACGGAGUAUACGACCAACAGCACGGUCUCUUACGGCAAGCGUCAUCCUCGGUUCAGCCCACCAUGCCAGCGGACGCGCCCCUACGUUCGGUGACGUCCACCCCGGGCCCCGUCUCGCCCGAAGACCUCCCCACGCGCACCGCCAGCCGCAACUCCAUCACCCCCGCCGCCGCCAUCGUACCCUACACCAACGUCGGCACCCUCAUGGGCCAGCGCGAGACGUACAUCCGCGCCAAGGCCUACGGCCCGUACCCGACCACCGCCACCGGCCCCGUCGUCGACUACUCGGUGCCCCUCGACGUCGUGCCCAACGACGCGGGCUCCGUCCGCCACUUCUCGCCCCACCCUUCGCGGGCCAUGACGCCCGACGAGGACGACAUGCCCCUGAGCCAGCGCCGGGCGAUUAUCCGGCAGAGCAGCCUUCUCGGCCUCGCGGGCGCCGCGGGCGCCGGCGCGGCCCCCGCGAACCAUCGCUCCUCGAGCGCCAACUACUACUACGGCGGCGCAUCCAUGUCCACGGAGAACAUCGCGUUCAACUCGCACCAGCCCCAGCGCACCUCGACCGUGCCGGGCCCCGCGGCGCGCGAGGCGGCGCUCGCCAGCUUCCGGCACGUCCUCGGGGGCCUUUUCGCGUCGGCGUCGAGCGCCACGUUGGUGGGUGGGCGGGAGGCCGAGGUCCAGCGCACCAUGGAGAUUCAGCGCAGCCUGAUGCUCCGCGAGAAGGAGGCCGAGGCGCAGGCGAGGGAGGCGGAGAGGUGGGAGAAGGAGAUGAAUGAGCGCGCGUUUGAGCAGAUGAUGAGGAGUGGUAAUUUGUUGGAUGCGCAUCGCGAGGCGAUGAGGCGUCUACAGGGUACGGCGAGGGACAAGUAA
Parascedosporium putredinis is the source of this 3132-nucleotide messenger RNA. NCBI's taxonomy places the organism in Eukaryota, Fungi, Ascomycota, Sordariomycetes, Microascales, Microascaceae. The record is from the annotation of a GenBank genome assembly.